Messenger RNA from Priapulus caudatus, 2144 nucleotides. RefSeq names its product excitatory amino acid transporter 2-like. Gene Ontology annotation, biological process: L-glutamate transmembrane transport. The record is from RefSeq and is a predicted model, not a curated record. Lineage: Eukaryota; Metazoa; Priapulida; Priapulimorpha; Priapulimorphida; Priapulidae. Gene Ontology annotation, molecular function: L-glutamate transmembrane transporter activity; glutamate:sodium symporter activity; neutral L-amino acid transmembrane transporter activity. Gene Ontology annotation, cellular component: plasma membrane.
AUGGCUGACACACGGAGCGGCAUCGUGGCAUGGUUGAAGACCAACAUGCUGCUGCUUCUCACCAUCGCCGGUGUGAUCAUCGGCGUGCUGCUGGGCUUCGUUUGCCGCUACGCCGAGCCGUCCGACGACACGAUCAUGCUCAUCAGCUUCCCCGGAGAGAUACUCAUGCGCAUGCUGAAGAUGCUCAUCCUACCUCUCGUCAUCUCCUCACUCAUCUCAGGCCUGGCCGGUCUGGACGCGAAGUCGUCGGGUAAGAUGGGUUCCCGCGCGCUCGCCUACUACGCCGUGACGACGCUCAUAGCAGCCAUGAUCGGCAUCAUCCUCGUUAUCUCGAUCCAUCCCGGAAACCCGGACAUCAAGAAGAACGUGGGCGAGGGAACCGAGAGCAAGUCUGUAUCCACGCUGGACGCGUUCCUCGAUCUGAUCAGGAACAUGUUCCCUGAGAACAUCGUGCAGGCGUGCUUCCAGCAGGCUCAGACCGGCUACGAGAAGGUUUAUCCGAAGAUCAUCAAGGCUACGGCGGAGCCACCUAACACGACCCUGGACGGAAUAUUUGAGAAUACGACUGAGCGCGCGUACAAGCUGGAGAGAGUGAUCGGCUUCAAGGUCGGCACCAACAUCUUAGGACUGAUUGUAUUCUGCACUGCGUUUGGCAUCAUGAUCAGCUCCAUGGGGAAGGACGGACGCCUGAUGGUGGAAUUCUUCAGCGUACUGAAUGAGGUCGUCAUGAAAGUGGUCAUCCUUGUCAUGUGGUAUUCACCUCUUGGUAUCAUGUUCCUGAUCAUUGGUAAGAUCUUGGAGAUUGACGAUUUGGCAACGACUGGCAGACAGCUGGGAAUGUACAUGGUGACGGUUAUAUUGGGGCUGGGCAUACACGCGAUAUUCGUCCUGCCUGGUAUCUACUUCAUCAUAUGCCGGCGCAAUCCAUGGACGUUCUUCAAGGGAAUGCUGCAGGCCUGGGUCACGGCUGUCGGCACUGCAUCCAGUCUCACGGCGACGGCUGCAUCUAUUGGAGCCGCCAGCGUGCCGAGUGCGGGCCUGGUCACCAUGCUGCUGGUACUCACCGCCGUCGGCCUGCCCACGAAAGACAUCAGUCUUAUCGUAGCCGUCGACUGGCUCCUGGAUAGAAUUCGAACAUCGAUCAACGUACUGGGUGACUCGUAUGGUACAGCGAUUGUCGCUCACCUUUGCAGGCACGAGUUGGCCAAGAUGGACGCCGAGCACCCGGACUUUGGACGUCGCUACAGCUCCGUGGCCUACGGCCGCGACGAGAGGGCGAGGAACGAGGAGGAGAUGAGGCCCCUGCGCAAGGGCGACGAGGCCGGCGACCAGCAGAUUAAGACGCACCCCGGCGACCAGCCGACGAUCUACCCCAACGUACCAGGCAACUCCGCCGACACCAACAUCUAGGCUAGCUUCCAGGAGGAGGAGCGAGGCAAAGGAGGGGGAGAGGCCCGGAGAGCGGUGGGACGAAGACUGAAGCUUUUUAGCUUGAAUAGAGGGCAUGGAGGAGUCUCACGAAAGAGAGAGGGGGACCGGGAGAGAGAGGAAGCGAUAAAUAGAGGGGAGAGAGGGAGAGAGAGUGAGAUGGAAAGGGAGGAUCAGAAUACCGAGAGGGGGUGUGCUGGAGUAGAGGAGAGAGCACACGCCCGUGCGUAAAUCUCGGCGAGUACAUUUUUAUAAGCGCUGCGGUUUUUUUUCGAUCGUGAAAAGUUCAUCGUCGUGACACGUUUCUAUUGCCGUGGUCGUCAUCGUCGUCGUCGUCCUCCGUAGGUGUUGUUGUUGUUGUUUGUUUACUUGUUUCUUGUGACUCUGCUGAGCAAAUGCAUCACCUCUCUAUAACGGAGGUGAUGUUAUUGAUCAGUCGAGGCAAAACACGAGGUUAUAAGGUUAUCGUGGCACACCUUACACCGAGCGUACACUGGUCAGUGCAUGUCAUACGUGCAUUGGUUGUACCCACCGUUGCCUUAGUAACGCUCCCUCCGUAUCAUGCUGCUUCCAUCGUGCCCAUGAUGAUGAUGGUGAUGAUGAUGAUGAUGAUGAUGAUGAUGACGAUGAUGAUGACGAUGAUUGCGUGGGGUUGACAUGCGUUGUAGGGGAAAUCUAACUAUCAUUGAUCACAUGUUAUAUAUAUAUAUAUACAU